CGCUAAUCCAAUCUCGCGUUUCUCUCCGCUCGCCGCGCUUUAUAAGCCACCCGCAUAGUAUGUCUAGAGCCGGUAGAAGCAAGUAGUUUGACCACCUCACCUCCCUCCACUCCGCAAGGCCUCUCGCCGUCCUUCUCCUUCGACAUUCUCGCUGCGCUGGCCGCCUGCCCCCCCCUCUCCGUCCGUAAGCUUUGGCCGGGGCAGAUAACAAAAUCUGAUAUCCCUGGGGCUUCGCUGCGCCGGGUCCCCUACCUUCUCACCUCACGCAAAGCAGAAGGGGGAGGAGUUUUAGGAGGUGGCAAGAGGAGCCAUCAUCGUGUCCGUCCGUGCUGCCCAUUAUUGUUUCUUCUUCCAGCGGCAAUUUCUGGCCACAGUGGCGGGCGCUAUAUUACUCACAGGUUCGUGGCCGGUCCCGGUCCGUCCGAGCAAGCAGAGCGGCGUGUCGUUCAUGGCGGAGGAGUGCCCGCCCACUGGCGGCGGCGUGGAGCUCUGGCUUCCGGACGAGUUCCUGGACGACGAUUUUUUCUCCGAGGAGGAGAAGGCGGCGGUCGCCGCCAGGAGCGAGAACGACGACGAGGAGGAAGGGGCUGACGGCCUCCCGCGCCGCAGGGCUGGGCUCGUCGUCGGCAACGCGAAGGGCCAGGGGGACGGUUCCCCUGCAAAUGCGGAGGUGUUGGCCGGCUCGCCGCAGUCGAUUCUGUGCGGCCUGCAGGACUAUGGGGAGGACAGCCCCAACGGCGCGGCGUCGAAGGUUUGCUCGCCGCCGUCGUCGCCGCUGGAGCGCCCGCCGGCGGAUCCCUGGGACGUUCUUAAAGAGGCGGCUGGCCAGGUGGCUCGCCUGCGCACAAACAGCACCCCCGUGCCAACGAACGACGCUGCCGCCAACCAAGGACUCCCCGUCACGCCGCCGGCGAAGAAGCUCUCCGCGCCGGCGGAGACUGCGAAGGCCAACCACUCCCAGCCGCCGAAUAACUCGGUGGAAGAGCGACGGAUUCAGAUUGCUCGUUUUAAUGCCCUGAAGCAGCGGCAGCUCCUCAAGCACCGGCGGGAUCGGGAGCUCGCCGUCGCCACGGCGGCGGCGUGGGGCACCAGUGUUGCUGGGUCUCAUCGUGCCGCUGCCGCCGCCGCCGGCGGGUACGGUGCGCCGGCGCCGGCGCCGGCGCCACGUGUCCUGAGCUCGUACGCGUGGCCCCCGCUACAGAAGCAGCGGCAGGCGCCGGCGUCCCCGGAGGGCGUGCGCGCCCUCUUCCUCGCCCCUCCUCCUGGCGCCACGCGCGAGUGCGCCGGCACCGGCGUGUUCAUCCCUCGCCAGGCCGGCGCCCCCGCUGAGCCCAAGAAAAGGCCAGCGUGCUCGCCUGUUCUUCUCCCGGUGCGCGUCGUGCAGGCACUCAACCUGAACGUCGUGGACCUCGGAGCCCGUCCCAUCUACCCUGGCGGUUUCGUUCUCGAUCACGUCGCAUGCUCCUGUCGUGAUCUUGCUUCGUCAGAUGCGCUGGUGAGUCGGAGCAACGCCCUGCUGGCGAGCCGUCCGUCCCAGCUCCACCAUGGCGCCUCCUCUCGCGAGGUGAAUCUCCCCCAGGAAUGGACGUAUUGAAAGCGCCGAAUCGGCACCGCUGACGAUCUCCCCUAGGUUGACGGGUCAUAUUUGAGACAAAAAUUACUGUCGCUAAUGCUAGGGAUAGGUAGGAAGGGGUAGCGUUUGCUCGCGUGGGUUAGAGCGAGAGUGUGCAUAGUUGUUUGACUAGGAAGUUGGAGGCAGCAGGGGUUGCAUCAUCUUUUGCGGUGCAGAAACGCAUCAGGCUCUCUUGCUUCUUUUGUUCCCGUUGCUUCAAGGGUAAGGAAUCUCCAUCUCCAGGACAGAAAUAGAACCAACCACAGUAGGAGUACUACCACUCCAGUUUUGGCUGCGGCUUCAUCGUUUUUUAUGAUUGUUGGAGUGCUUGGUUCGGUUCGGCGUGGUUGGAGUUGGGUGCAGGAAGAACAACAGGUGGGUUGUUUCAGUGUACUUCUUGUGAGUCUAGUUGCAUUAACUUGACGG
Zea mays is the source of this 2038-nucleotide messenger RNA. RefSeq lists its product as uncharacterized. NCBI's taxonomy places the organism in Eukaryota, Viridiplantae, Streptophyta, Magnoliopsida, Poales, Poaceae. Bases 449 to 1594 code for a protein of 381 amino acids. The transcript has 5 exons. The record is from RefSeq and is a predicted model, not a curated record.